Molecule: messenger RNA, 1860 nt
Organism: Austrofundulus limnaeus
Lineage: Eukaryota; Metazoa; Chordata; Actinopteri; Cyprinodontiformes; Rivulidae
Gene: eno1a
Product: enolase 1a, (alpha)
Exons: 12
Coding region: 98-1396 (432 amino acids)
Biological process (GO): glycolytic process
Cellular component (GO): phosphopyruvate hydratase complex
Molecular function (GO): magnesium ion binding; phosphopyruvate hydratase activity
Source: RefSeq, a predicted model, not a curated record
CGUCACGAACGCCUUCUCUGCUGCUGCCUUGCCCCUGCACGAGACACCGACWGCACCGUCCUUGCACACAGUUAGCCCGGAAAGAAAAUCGAGAACCAUGUCCAUUCUGAAGAUCCACGCUCGUGAGAUUUUUGACUCCCGUGGGAACCCCACCGUGGAGGUUGAUCUGUACACUAAGAAAGGUCUUUUCAGAGCUGGAGUUCCCAGUGGUGCUUCCACAGGUGUCUACGAGGCUCUGGAGCUCCGUGACAAUGACAAAACACGCUUCAUGGGCAAAGGAGUCAAAAGAGCAGUUAAAUAUAUAAAUGAGUUCUUGGCCCCUGCAUUAUGUAAUCAGGAUGUGAGUGUUUUGGAGCAGGAGAAGAUUGACAAACUGAUGUUGGACAUGGAUGGCACAGAGAACAAAUCCAAGUUUGGUGCUAAUGCCAUCCUGGGGGUCUCCCUGGCUGUGUGCAAGGCUGGUGCAGCAGAGAAGGGCGUUCCCCUCUACCGCCACAUUGCUGACCUGGCUGGCAACCCUGAAGUCAUUCUCCCAGUCCCUGCUUUCAAUGUCAUCAACGGUGGCUCCCACGCAGGCAACAAGCUGGCCAUGCAGGAGUUCAUGAUCCUGCCGGUCGGAGCCAGCAGCUUCAAGGACGCCAUGAGGAUUGGUGCUGAAGUCUACCACAACCUGAAGAAUGUCAUCAAGGAUAAAUAUGGCAAAGACGCCACCAAUGUGGGAGACGAGGGUGGCUUCGCCCCCAACAUCCUGGAGAACAAAGAAGCUCUGGAACUGCUAAAGAAUGCCAUCGCCAAGGCUGGCUACACCGACAAGAUUGUCAUCGGCAUGGAUGUGGCUGCCUCUGAGUUCUACAAGGAUGGAAAGUACGACUUGGACUUCAAGUCUCCAGAUGAUCCCAGCCGCUACAUCUCCCAUGACAAGCUGGCUGAUAUUUACAAGGGCUUUGUCAAGGAUUACCCAGUGGUUUCCAUUGAAGACCCCUUUGACCAGGACGACUGGGAGGCAUGGACCAAAUUCACAGAGGCCACCAGCAUCCAGGUGGUGGGUGACGAUCUCACCGUCACRAACCCAAAGCGUAUCGCCAAGGCUAUCGCUGAGAAGUCCUGCAACUGCCUGCUUCUGAAGGUCAACCAGAUCGGCUCGGUCACGGAGUCCCUGCAGGCCUGCAAGCUGGCCCAGAGCAAUGGCUGGGGUGUGAUGGUCAGCCACCGCUCCGGAGAGACAGAGGACACCUUUAUUGCUGAYCUUGUUGUUGGCCUCUGCACUGGACAGAUCAAGACUGGUGCUCCUUGCCGAUCUGAGCGUCUGGCCAAGUACAACCAGCUUCUCAGGAUUGAGGAGGAGCUUGGUGACAAAGCCCGUUUUGCAGGCAAGAACUUCAGGCACCCCAUCUGAGCAAGGGUKGGGGCUCUUCUUCCUCGGGCCACUGUGUGUUCAUUGCUCAAUAAAUAAUCCUCACACAUACAAACGCUGCGCUAGUACGCCUUCCCUAUAUGGAGAAGAUGAUGGAGACACCACCUAUAAUCCAAGGUCCAAGUCUGUGGGCCGUGGCGUUGAUAAGCGACUCUACAUCCUGGUGCAGCCACGGCUCAGCUCAUCCUCAAACCAUGCUUUAGCUCCUGAAUAGUGUCGGUCUUUGUGUUUUAGUGUCUGUGUUUAUUGUGUGAGAUUUCUUAUAGCUUCUUGUGAGUUGUAGUGAUCGUGAACCUUGGAUUAUUUGAGCAAAUGUAAUUUUAGUAAGGUUCGGCCUUAACCCGGUGGUAAAGAGUUCUGUAUGUGCAAUGUGAGCUGCAUCUGACAGCGUCUUGUGUUGCUGUAACUGUUGGCAGAAGUAUAUAAUAAAGUAAUAUAGUUUCAAA